This is a messenger RNA of Cokeromyces recurvatus, 748 nucleotides long. RefSeq lists its product as uncharacterized. The record is from RefSeq and is a predicted model, not a curated record. NCBI's taxonomy places the organism in Eukaryota, Fungi, Mucoromycota, Mucoromycetes, Mucorales, Mucoraceae. The coding region runs from base 58 to 735 and encodes 225 amino acids. The transcript has 2 exons.
GUUUUUUUUUUGUUUUUUUCCUUCUAUUUUUUAUUUUAUUUUAUUUUAGAAUACAAUAUGGAAUAUUUAUUUCCUGCAGAAAUAUUUACAAAUAUGCUUGGCUAUAUGUCAAUCAUUGACUUGGUUCGACUAGAGCGAACUUGUCGACUAUUUCAGUCAUAUGCAUUAUAUGAAAUUGAAAAGCGUAUUAUCAAAUCAGAAUCAUCUAAGCAUGAAUGGGGAAUUCUGAUUCAUCUCAGUCAAGCCACAGCUUGCCCAAUUCGAUUUGAUUCAAAGACAAAAAGAGCUUAUUAUUCAAUUAAAAUGGAUCCUGUGAAGAUCAAGACAAUGUUUGAUCAUCGUCGUUCAAUCCAUUGUUCUUUGCUUAGAAAAAAAAUGAAUAAUAAUAAUAAUAAUAAAUAUCAAGCAUUUAAUGGUGAAGAUAGCUUUGUGAUUACAGUCGAGAAAGGAAUGAAAGAAGGGAAAACAAUUGAAUUUGAAAUUGAAAAUAAAACGUGUCAAGUGCAUGCUGCACUUACGAGGUUACCACCACUCUCUACUACUACUACUAUGAUCAAUAGCAGCCAUCAUCAUUCUUCAGCGAAUGAAUUACAGCAAAAUAACAAGCAAAAGUUAAAAUUUGAAAAUGAAUUAUAUCCUCAACAACCAAUUAAAUCAAUGGCACCUGCUCCAUUAACCUAUACCCUACAAAUCACAGAAUUAAGCUUACCAUUAUCAACUAUAGCAUUAGCAUAAAAGAAGAAGAUGC